AUGCGGAGGUAUGAAAAAGCAAACGAAAGCAAAGCCAUCCCCUCCCUUUUCUCCCCACUAUUACUGUCGAUCGUCACUUCGCCGAACCCCGUAGACUGUUCGAUCGCAAGGGGAAACUUCUCCGAACGGGAAGUUUCGUCAUUCCAUCGCCCGUCGGUUCCCACACCGACGAUAGUCGACCCUCAGCACCGAUUGCAAAACGAGCUACGUGGAUCGGAAAGAACGCAGUUCCAGUCUCCGUUCGAUCCGAAGAUGCAACCGCGGUUCGUCCUGCUCGCCCUUCCCUUCUGUCUUCUCUCGUUCUCGUCCGGGGAGUUCCCAUGCCCCGAGGCCGACGAAAUCCUUCCUUGCGUCUGCUCCUACGAGGUAGCCACGAACGAAGUGCUCGUGGACUGCUCGGCGGCGAACACGAGCGCUCAGAUCUUCACGGCCUUCAACGACGGAUUCUGGCCUUUCACGAAGCUCACGGAAUUUAGGCUGGAUGGGUUCCGGCAGGUGACAGAACUACCCGAAGGGGUCUUCGGGGAUAUUUCCUUCCAGAGGAUCUACGUGGAGACGACCGACUUGGUCUCCGUCCAUCCGUCGGCCCUGCUGUCGUCCGAGGACGACCUCGAGCGGCUGCGGAUCCGGUAUUCCCACCUGGGCGGGUUCCCUUGGGAGACCCUGGCCGAGCUCGCCGGGCUCGCGUACCUGGACCUCGUGUUCAACGAUUUGACGGCGAUGUCCAGCUUCCAAGGCCCCAGCCUCGAGGAGCUCCACGUUUCUAACAACAUGAUUGCCACGCUCACGGCUGGAUCAGGGAUGAACGAACCAAGUGGCUGCUUCUGUACAUCCACCCUUUUGUGCGGCUUUGUCGACGAUAAUCCCAUCUCGGUGAUCCCCUACGGGUUCUUCGAGGGAAUGGACAACUUGGUGGAAUUCCAGUGUCGUUCGUGCAACCUGGGACCUACGGUGUCGAACGGGUCUCUGGCAUUCCGUAGCCGAUCCCUGGAAUCCGUUUACCUCGUCGACAACAUCAUAUCCACCAUCGAACCCGAUGGCAUCAGCGGUAUGCAUCUCCUUCGAAUUCACUUUGUGCUUCGCGGUACGACGUAG
Darwinula stevensoni is the source of this 1095-nucleotide messenger RNA. Lineage: Eukaryota; Metazoa; Arthropoda; Ostracoda; Podocopida; Darwinulidae. The record is from the annotation of a GenBank genome assembly.